Hyalella azteca is the source of this 5024-nucleotide messenger RNA. RefSeq lists its product as uncharacterized. The coding region runs from base 87 to 3545 and encodes 1152 amino acids. The record is from RefSeq and is a predicted model, not a curated record. NCBI's taxonomy places the organism in Eukaryota, Metazoa, Arthropoda, Malacostraca, Amphipoda, Hyalellidae. The transcript has 8 exons.
UCAACGCAACGCUGGUGAACAAAUUGUCAAAAAGGCUUUUGGCCGUUGAAAUAAACGAAGGCUCAACGCAGCCCAUCGUUCUGUUAAUGUCUGAUGAGAUGCAACAUCAGAUACGUAAAAGCCUCGUUCUGGUUACCGUGCCCCAUAAGAAGAUCAAUGUUAGGAUGACGUCACGCAAAUCUCCACAGGAAAUUGAUCUUUCGGUGGCGAGCCAAGGUGAAGAGGUCGCGUCUAUUAAGGGUCCCUUCACUUGGGUGAGAAGCCAAGGUUCUCUUCACCAAAAGUCCCACCUCGGUAUCCGCAUCAGUGGACCUGAGAGCAGAUCGUAUCACGUAGACACUGAAAUAGAUAUUUCCUCGAACAAAAACAAGGUUUUGUUUACGAUCAAUAAAGCCCAGCAGCUACUGAUCUCCUACCAACACGAUGUCAGUGGAAAUUAUGAGUCAGGCUUAUCCGCCAUGAGCAAAAUUGAAAUUCCAGAAAAAAUCAAAACCGAUUUCAAGCUGGAGAAAUCUUCGUCGCACGUACAGUCCGAUGGUGAAGUGAAACUUGAGGUCUACUCGCCUCACCACCUGCAGUAUCAAGUGAGCGUCGAUAGAAGUGGUUCACCCCACCAACCUGAAGGAAAAUUUUCUGCUAAGAUUUAUUUGGACAAAAUCAGAGAUCCUGAGCACAACGUUCAACUCAGCGGCACUUAUAUGCUGGAAGAUAAUUCUCACUUCUCUCUGAGAGGCGAUGCCAGAAUUGCUCGGGAGAGCUACCAUUAUGCUCUGACUUCAUCACUGGAGGGCCAACAAUCGUGGAGGAACAUCGACAAACACGUCAAGCUGCAAAUCAUGAAGGAGUCUGAAGAGUUUCUUACUCUUCUUAGCUCGCAAAAAUUCCACUUAGAGCCUCAACAUUCGUUGGAGCUUGACAGUGAGCUUUCACUCGUCACACCAAGCAAGAAAGAGUACUACCUCAAGAAACAGCUUGAAGUCAGCCACGAAGACUCCGCGACGCAGAUUAAGAAUAGCUUCACGUCUCAUGUCACUGAUAUUGGAGAGUUCAAAUCUACAUUCAGCCUCAACAGUCACUAUCAACCUGACCUCGCACUCCAACUCGAAGGUGAAUUGUCGUCAUCCGGCCUCAAUGAAGCGCAGCCUGCACUUCAGAUCAACUAUAAAACUGACCUGGAAAUGUCCCCAUCAAGCCUCCGUCGGCUGGACGCUGCCAUGAACUGCGAUAUUUCUGGCGAAAAACUCAAUGUUCAAGUUUCGGAAUCAGAAUCAGACCGUGAAGCGUCCCUUAAGGUGCUAAAGAAUGACCGGACGAUCCUAUUUGCUCAUAUUUUGAGGGAAGAACAGGACGGUUUGUCAGCUAAAUUCGAUAUUCCACCUCAUUCAUUUGCAGUUUCUGGACGAUACAAUAACCAAGAAAAAUCAUUAGUUAUCUAUCCCAACUCUGGAGAGCAACAUGGAAAGUUCACUGCAAAAUUCACCAAUCAAUUCUCUGAACCCGAACAACAAAUGAAUGUUUUGUUAGAGUACCCACAUGCAGGUCGUCAGAAGAUGGUAGUCGGGAAAUUCUCUUCCGGAGACGCUUCCACGAACGGUCACGUCUCGUUUGACGUUUUCCCCCACAGCGAAGAAGCCAUCAACAUCAAAGUGAACGCAACGAGACUUGGCGACGACAUGAUGCGUUAUGAGGCAUCCGUGCUUUCCUCUUCGGAUGUUGCGGAUGGACCUCGCGUUGUCAUGGACGUAACUGCUGCUGAUCACGAGAAGGCUUUGCUUGUGGCGUACAGAUCCAAUUUGGAGUCUGCCCCAUCUUCUUUGUUAGCUGCGAAGUACAUCAAACAGUCGCAGCAGUCGGGCAUUGUGUCUGUGCUCCUUAAAACUCAGAACAAAAAGUUCGAAAUCGGCGGCGUAUUAAAGAAGGAGCAUACAAUAGGAUGUCAAGGCUACAAUCUCAACACCACUGUGCUGUCUCCAAGUGAUAAAACGUACGCCUUGCAGAUCGAAACCUGCUCUCCGGCUUUCAUUAAGGUCAUUACAGGCGCCAAAGAUGCCCCAGAAGAGAAGUACGUCAUCAAAGCCGGGGUUAAGAGCAUGACUCAUGCAGAGCUGAGUCUGACCAAGAAUAUGCGGGUACCUGCAAGCGGGUGGGUGAAGAAGUGGAGUGGCAGUGAGUUCGAGCAGAAAGAAGUUCCAGUCGCAGCAGUUGCGGCAAAACUUGUUGGCUCCCAGACCUUGGCUCUCAAGGCUCAGUACGACCAGGACAUAUUAGCUCCAACUAAGUCAUUGAUGUCACGUGAGCUCUCCAGCGCCGUUGACGCCGCAUCAGACUUCAUCGAAGAUUUCAAGAACACAGUAAACGAAGACUUCGCCCAGCAGUUCGCAGGAACGCAAAAUACUUUCGAAGCCUUGAAACGGGCGUUGAUGAAUCUGCAAGACUCCACCGUGGCGAUGGAGGUGCAACAGAGUUUUUUUAAAUUGCCAAGCUUUAUGCCGCUCAUCAAUGCAACUCAGCAGUUGAUCAGGUCUCUGGAAGAAUCCGUCCAACGUUUCUGGGAAAAAACUACCGACAUAUUGGAAGAUAUCGAAACGUUCAUGGCUGACACUGAAGUGGAUAACUCGUUAUUCGACCGGCUAAUUCCACGCAAUGUAGAUUCCCUGCUGGACAAGGCCUGGGAGACGCUGCAACUGCCAUCGCUGGAGCGCGUUACUAACAGCUGGACGUCCAGCUAUCCACGAGCUCAAGCUGCGGUCCAGACGCUCGUAGGAAAUCUUGCAGAGCUCGUGCGGCAAACUGCCAGCGACCUGCGCGAGUAUGGCAAGCUGCUGCUGCUGCAAGACGAAUCCUUGCACUCUGCGCGAGACGCUGCCUUGCGUAGCUUAAAAAGUCUGCGAGAGCGCGACUUCAUUUCUAUGCUGCAUUACUGGCUGUUGGCUCCGUUCAACAUGGGGCUCUAUGUGGGAAAUUCAACCAUUCAGCUGAACCUGCCUCUCCAACAGCCUACAGGGUCACUAAUGACAGCCUUAAUCACCCAACCUCCUCCAUAUCCGCCCUUUCCAAAGUAUUCUAUGACACUUUCCGCUUCGCUGCUGCUUACCGUGAGAAAGCAGGUCAUAGCUGUGCCAUUUUCUAGCUGUGAAUAUGUUCUGAGCAAAAUGAACUCCGGAAAGGAUAAGGCCAUAGUAACUUUCAAGGACGCAAGAUCUGCAGACUUUUCUGUGCAAUUCAAGUACGGCAAACACUCGCAUGACAUCGUGACCAUGAACAGUAAAGGUCAUCCAACCUUGAUCAAUUCCGAAGCUCAACCAGUUAACUUUACGAGGUUUAUUGGGGGCAUGCGAGUUUCGGGCAAUGAAAGGGCAGUUCAGAUCAUGUGUCCUGAUGUUGAGUGUAUGUGGGAUCUACAGUCGCAUACCGUUGUAGUCAAAUCUGUGGAACGCCACUCCACCUACGGCGUUGGCUGGACCAAAUACCCGAGAAAUCCCACUCCUGAUCAGAUCAUUAGGAAAUUUAACAAAGAAAAAGUUGACUCCAAAUGUAAACCUUAAAAAUGUGUUGAAUCCAGAUGAUGUUGGAACAGAGUUCGAACGUAACAUUCAAACUCAUGUGCAUUCAAAAAGAACAUGUGCGCAGUUUCUUAUAAAAUUUACAAAUGUUUCUAUACUAAUAAUGGAAAUUUUUAAAUAUAAUUCCGCGAAAGUGACUUCUGCAUGUGUUAAUUGACCAUGAUAGAUCAAAUGAAAGAAAUGUUAAGGUCAAGAUCCCUUUAUAGGUUCAGAAAAUUACUUCAAUUUGUGUGAAGAUUUUAAUUUUAAUUAAUGCGAAUUAUGACAUAAUAUUGUCUGAAUGUUGAUACGCUAAAUAAAAUAAGUUGUCCUACGAGCAGAUAUGACAAAAAUGAUGCGAUUAAACCGAUGUUAAGUGAGGCGCAAAUUUAGAAGUGCAAUAGUUUCUACACUGUCUGAAUUAUAAGAAGAAUGUUACUGCUAUUGAAUCAUUGUGUUUCAUCCCGAUUUUUUGGUGUAAAAUGUUCAUUUCAAGUGUUUGGAGUGUCAUAGUGUUUUUUAAUUAUUGUAAAACAAGAACCUUUUUGUGGAUUUAACGCCAUCACAAGUCUGGUUUUGCCUAAGAUGUUCAUCGAUGUCAUUUUAUGUAAAAUGUUCAGGUGCAUUUAUGAAAUAAGAGGUAUAUUUUUAUUUAGAUUUUACAAUAUGCUGCCGGCGUUCUUUGUUAAUUCUACUAAAUUACAAGGGGAGUGAUUUUUAUUUGACAAUUAAUUUUAUUCGUAUGUUUAAGUUGCGUUAAAAAUUCUUUACCAUAAUCUUACUAUGAAUAAUAUUAUAUAGCAAUUACCGAUUCAAAUUAUCUUCAAUAAUUUUUAAGCACCAUUCGAUGAGAUUGUCUUCAUUACUUUUUCUAUUUUUCUUUCAAACACUGGUGGACGGAAUAUGUUCAGGUAUCAAUGUUUUAUGGAAUUUAUGAGAGAAUUUCAAGCAUUUUUGCAACUGAGAUGUCAUCUUUCUUGUAAGUAAUAGCAUGAAAAAAUACAGAGGUGCUAAACCUAAUAACAUUUACCGUGCAAGAUUCUGAUGCACGAGUAUCAAGCCCAACUUCGUUUCAAUUUAACACAAUUUCACUGAAUUUUAUUGAAAAUGUAAGCCAUAAGUAAGUUUUUAAUUUCGUAUUAAUACCGAGCAGGGCCAUAAUUGAAGUUUUUAUUUCAGUUUCAUUUUUCGCGGCUAUCUUCUAAACUUAAUCAAAUCAAAUGAGCUCCCUCGGAAAUACCUUCGAAUCAUUCACUUAUCAGUUUAGCCCAGAUAAUGAGUCCUGUAUUAACAAAUUGUUUUCUUUAUGCAUGAAUUACAACUAAGGGAACACGUGUAAUUGAAUAGUUUAAGUGCCAUUUUGAAAUUGGAAAUGUUGUCUUUCUAUAAUGUUUACAAUAUCAGUUAGCUCAUAUUGCAAAUCAACCAAGAAAUCAAGACCUAAAAAAAUUACAAGUAAAUAUAGUGAAUUUUUUGAAGUAA